Messenger RNA from Lepus europaeus (European hare), 2951 nucleotides. RefSeq names its product phospholipase A2 group IVF (gene PLA2G4F). Gene Ontology annotation, molecular function: calcium-dependent phospholipid binding; calcium ion binding. The transcript is spliced from 20 exons. The record is from RefSeq and is a predicted model, not a curated record. Gene Ontology annotation, biological process: glycerophospholipid catabolic process. The coding region runs from base 1 to 2595 and encodes 864 amino acids. Gene Ontology annotation, cellular component: cytosol. Lineage: Eukaryota; Metazoa; Chordata; Mammalia; Lagomorpha; Leporidae.
AUGCUGUGGGACCUGUGGCCUCGGUGGCUGGCAGGCCAGGGGCUGCCCCUCGUGGGAACCGUGCUGCUGCGGAAGAGAGAGAAGAGAGUGAAGAGGGAGGCUCCGUGGAGGCACCCGCGGCGGGAAACGCACCCCUAUUACGACCUCCAGGUGAAGGUGCUGAGGGCCAGAAAUAUCCAGGGGUCAGACCGGCUGUCCAAAGCCGACUGCUAUGUGAAGCUAUGGCUGCCCACGGCGUCCCCCUGCCCCGCCCAGACCAGAACGGUGGCCAACUGCAGUGACCCUGAGUGGAACGAGACUUUCCGCUACCAGCUCCACAGUGCUGUGAAGAAUGUUCUGGAACUCACCCUCUAUGACAAGGAUGUCCUGGACAGUGACCAGCUCUCCCGGUACCUGUUUGACCUGAGGAGCCUCAAGCCCGGCCAACCCUACAGUCACACCUUCCCCGACAGCCAGAACUCCCAGGAGCUGCAGGUGGAGUUUGUUCUGGAGAAGAGCCAGGUGCCUGCGUGUGAAGUCAUCACCAAUGGGGUCCUGGUGGCCCAGCCCUGCCUGAAGAUCCAGGGCACCCUAGGGAGAGACGGGAUAGCCUCACUUCGAGAGUGCGGUGUGACACAGAUCCAACUGGCAGUGCCUGGGGCCUGCGAGAAGCCCCAGCUCUUACCCCUGCAGCCUCCCGCGGAGCUGGGCCUCACCCCUACCUUCACCUUCCACGUGAACCCAGUGCUGAGCUCUAGACUGGAUGUGGAGCUGGGGGAGAAGCGGGUGGUCCUGCAGGGUGACCCCAGUGCUGAGCUGGAGGCUCAGACUCUCGAGCUGGGCAAGGGGGCCGUCCCGCUCUCCUUGCUGCCCCUAGGCAGGGAGGAGCAGCGCCUCGUGGUCCUAGGGCAGGGCCUGGAGGUGGCGCUGAGCGUGCAGGCAGAGAUGAGCUCUGGGGACCUGGAUCUGCGCCUUGGCUUUGGCCUCUGUGAUGGGGAGCGGCAGUUUCUGGACAGGAGGAAGCAGGUCGUGUCCAGGGCCCUGCAGCAGGUGCUGGGCCUGAGCGAGGCCCUGAACAGUGACCAGGUACCCGUGGUGGCUGUGCUGGGCUCUGGCGGUGGAACCCGAGCCAUGACGUCCCUGUACGGCAGCCUGGCAGGGCUGCAGGAGCUCGGCCUCCUGGACGCCGUGACCUACCUGAGUGGGGUCUCUGGGUCCACCUGGUGCAUCUCCACGCUCUACAAGGACCCAGCCUGGUCCCAGGUGGCCUUGAAGGGCCCCAUUGAGCAUGCCCGGGCUCGGGUCUGCAGCCGGAAGGUGGGCGCAGUGUCCCCAGAGCGGCUGCAGUACUACGUUCAGGAACUGGGGCUCCGGGAGGACAGUGGCCACAGCGUGUCCCUCGUUGACUUCUGGGGCCUCCUCAUCGAGUAUUUUCUGUACCAGGAGGAAAACACUGCCAAGCUGUCUGACCAGCAGGAAGCGGUCAGCCGGGCUCAGAACCCUUACCCCAUCUACGCCAGCAUCAACGUCUGCUCCAACGUCAGUGGGGAAGACUUCGCAGAGUGGUGUGAGUUCACCCCCCACGAGGUCGGCUUCCCCAAGUACGGGGCUCACGUUCCCACCGCGCUCUUCGGCUCCGAGUUCUUCAUGGGGCGGCUGCUGCGGGUGCGGCCAGAGACCCGCCUCUGCUACCUGCAGGGCCUGUGGGGCAGCGCCUUUGCUGCCAGCCUGGAUGAGAUCUUCCUGAAGAUGGGUGGCUCGGGCCUGGGCUUCCUGAACAGGCACAGGGGCAGUGUGAACAUCAUAGAUGGCUGCCAGAAGCUGCAGGUGCACGACCCAGCGCGGCUGUGCACGCGGCUCUUCACCCGCCAGGGGCCCUUCUCCCAGGCCAUGCUGGACUUACUCACCUCCCGCCUCACUGCCGCCGACAGCCCCAACUUCACCCGGGGCCUCUGCCUGCACAGGGACUACGGAGCCAGCAGCGAGUUCUUGGCCUGGAAAGCCGCGCACCGGGACGCCUUACCCAACCAGCUCACGCCCACGUGGGACAGCCUGCACCUGGUGGAUGCCGGCUUCGCCAUCAACUCGCCCUUCCCGCUGGCCCUGCUGCCCCAGCGAGCUGUGGACCUCAUCCUGUCCUUCGACUACUCCCUGGAAAGCCCCUUUCAGGCCUUACGGGAGACGGAACAGUACUGCCUGGACCGGGGCAUCCCCUUCCCCAGCAUCGAGGUGGGCCCUGAGGACAUGGAGCGGCCCCAAGAGUGCUAUCUGUUUGCGGAGGCUGAGGACCCCCGUGCACCCAUCGUGCUGCACUUCCCCCUGGUCAACCGCACCUUUCGCACGCACCUGGCCCCAGGUGUGCAGCGGCAAACAGCUGUGGACAAGGCCUUUGGGGACUUCACGGUCCACGGGCCAGACACCCCCUACGGCAUGAUGAGCUUCACCUUUGAACCCGAGGAUUUCGAUCGGCUGGUGGCCCUGAGUCGGUACAAUGUUCUCAACAACCUGGAUUCUGUGAAGCGCGCCCUCCAGCUGGCUCUGGACCGGCGACGAGCCAGACACAGCGGGGCUGGCCAGGAGGACUCGGGCAGAGAGGACACAGGACAGGGGCGCUAGGCCAGGGCUGGCAGAGGGUGGGGUGGGCGUGCUCUAGCCCCCUCCCCGGGGCCUGCUCUGAGCUCCCCUGGAUCCUGGGAGUUUGCAGAAUGGCACCUUGGACCCAGGACAGCGCCUUCCUCUUGUGUUUCUUGGAGGAAAUAGAGUGGUUCCCCUCUCCAGCAGCCCCUUGGAGAUGUCGGGCAGAAGAUAGCAGGGCUCAUUUCCCAGGGCUCUGUGCAGAGACACGUGAGAAGGCACCAAGAAGGCCCAGGUCUCCUGGUGCAGGCUGGACUCUGACCACGCCCCCCCGGGAGGGGGGUGCUGGAAGGCAAAGAAGUACCCACCCGCAGUGCCAGCUCCCAGCCUGUGCUCCC